GAAAAAUACCUCCGAACCUUUCACCCCUCCUCGUCCCUCUCUCUUUGGUUCUUCUACUCUUCUUGACUUCAUUCAUUACCAACCCGCACGGAUUUCGCAUCGUCUUUCUUCUUCUUCUUCACCGGAAUUAGGGGUUUUCGUCCCUCAGUCGUCGGAUCUUCUCUCCAGUUUUUCGACGUCCUUUCCUUGUUGGUAUAGCUUGUCUUUGUGCCGAAAACGUCCAUGAUGCAACAGAGCUUUGGUCUCUGGUGCUAACCUGGUGCUCCUCUUUACUUUGUCUCUGGUAACUGAGCAUCACAACUCCUCAAAUUGGUUUGCAUCUGUUAUCCGCAAAGAUCAUUGUUGCAUUUGAAGUCAAUAUGGAUGAUGGAGGACAUCGUGAAAAUGGACGACACAAACCAGAUCAGUUCAAAGCAGCUCAGAGUCAGCAGUGGCUGAUGCAACAGCCAACCAUGAAGCAAAUCAUGGCAAUCAUGGCCGAACGAGAUGCUGCAAUCCAUGAGCGAAACAUGGCCAUCUCAGAGAAGAAGGCAGCAAUAGCAGAGAGAGAUAUGGCGUUCCUUCAGCGAGACUCGGCUAUUGCCGAGAGAAACAAUGCCCUAAUGGAGCGAGACAGUGCCAUUGCCACCCUCCAGUACCGCGACAACUCUCUCCCUAACAGUAACAGCAUGUCUUCUUCCUGUCCAUCAAAUUGCCAAAUCUCUCGAGGUGUGAAGCAUAUUCACCACCCCCAGCAUCAUCUCCCCCACAUGCAUGAGAUCCAAGGAAAUGAUUCCCCCCUCCCGACUUCUUCGCCAGCUAUCAUUCCAGAGACAGCAAAGCCCAGGCGUGGCGGUGGCAAACGACCCAAGGACCCCACCAAGGCAAUGGGCUCCAAUAAAAGGUCCUCAUCGAAAUCAAAGGUGAAAAAGGAGAGCAACGAGUGGAAGACGGAGCAGGAUAUGGGCAUGGGAGAUGGUGAAGAUUUGAACGAUAAACAGCUUGUGGUAUCGAACUGGAAAGGGUCGGAUCUCGGGUUGAACCAGAUUGCAUUCGACGAUUCAACCAUGCCUGCUCCGGUUUGCUCGUGCACCGGAAUCUUCAGGCAAUGCUACAAGUGGGGCAAUGGAGGGUGGCAGUCAUCAUGCUGUACGACCACUUUAUCGAUGUACCCUCUUCCCGCGGUGCCAAACAAGAGGCACGCUCGUAUUGGUGGGAGGAAGAUGAGCGGCAGCGCAUUCAGCAAGCUGCUGAGUCGUCUGGCGGCUGAAGGGCAUGACUUGGCCCAUCCAGUUGAUCUCAAGAACCAUUGGGCGAAACAUGGAACCAAUCGUUACAUCACGAUCAAGUAAAGAUCAUGGAAUCCGGGUACAGCACUUGUACUUCUCGGGGUAUGCUCUUCUUGUGUGUAUCCUUCUGAGGCACACUAGUUUUAUGAUCAUAAUGCUGUGUAAGGAAAGCAAUAAGCAGGGGGUACCAUAAGAGCGGAGGAAUUAGAGUAGGCAAGGUGAUCCGCCCAACGACUUUGUUCGAGUCAAGUUUUUCUGUACUGCGAUGUUGUGUAAGGUGUAGAUGCAGAAAGUAUCUGUGCAACUCUUGUAGCUUCAAUUGUAAAUGUACCUCUUUUCCUCUCCCAUUGGCAUGUGAGUGGUAUGAUGUUAAAAAAUGUAUGCAUCUGUUGUGUAGUAUUCAACUGU
Molecule: messenger RNA, 1676 nt
Organism: Linum tenue
Lineage: Eukaryota; Viridiplantae; Streptophyta; Magnoliopsida; Malpighiales; Linaceae
Source: the annotation of a GenBank genome assembly